AUAAACAGAUACAUAAAAGAAAAUUAAAAAUAAAAAAAUAAAAAAAAAUGGCGAUUUUUGGUGAUCCUUUUAGAAGAUUCUUAUUGAGUCCGACGAUUUAUCGAAGCUUUUCUGGUUCUCCUGCUCUUCUCGAUUGGAUUGAAUCUCCUAAUUCUCACAUCUUCAAAAUCAAUGUUCCAGGGUAUAGCAAGGAGGAUAUAAAGGUUCAAGUUGAAGAUGGAAAUGUGUUGGUGGUGAAGGCGGAGGGGCACGGCGGCAAGAAGGACGAAUUCCACGGUAAAGAUAAGGAUGUAGUGUGGCAUGUGGCGGAGCGAGGAGGAGGGAGAGGUGGCGAUUUCUCGAGGGAAAUCGAGCUGCCGGAAGAUGUGAAGGUGGAUCAAAUCAAAGCUCAAGUUGAAAAUGGUGUUCUUACCAUUGUUGUACCAAAAGAUGCAACUCCAAAAACAUCUAAAGUUAGGAAUAUUAAUAUCACUAGCAAGUUAUAAAAUCUUGGUUAUGGUACAAUAAAAAUUAGGGAUAGUUGUUUGUGUACGUUGUCACAAGUUGUGGAAUUGAAUGGAUGCAACAAAGUACUUGUAGAAUAAAUAAGGUUUUGUUGUAUCCAAGCUUAAUGUACUUUCUAUAAUUUGCGUAUAAA
Molecule: messenger RNA, 637 nt
Organism: Solanum tuberosum (potato)
Lineage: Eukaryota; Viridiplantae; Streptophyta; Magnoliopsida; Solanales; Solanaceae
Product: 15.7 kDa heat shock protein, peroxisomal
Exons: 2
Coding region: 48-485 (145 amino acids)
Source: RefSeq, a predicted model, not a curated record